GCUGCCGCAUCUGUGAAAAAUAUCUUCUUACCUUACAGAUUUAUUCACGAAGUAGUUGAGUGCAUGUAUGCCUCUGUCAGUUUUCCCAACAACGUUAUACUUUACUUAAUGACACAUUAAUCAUUUUGUCAGACAGUUGUCAAGCCAGAGCUGCAACAGUCCUGGCCACAGAGCGCUCAAUAAAUUGAAGAAGUCAUCGUUGGAUUAAGAAAAUGUACACAAUUUAAGUGAGAGGAUUCUUCUAUUUUUUAGAGAAAAUUUCAAAUUAUGUGAAGUAUUUAGCAUUUAAACGCAUUUAUAUUAUAGGUAUCAAUUAACUUGGGAGGUAAAAGAAAUUGAGGUCUGAUGUCUUCACAGUCUUUAUUGAAAUAUUAUUUACUAAAAAUACAGAAAUAAUUUCCAACCAUUUUUCUGCACUUAACCUAAUUGUUGCAAUUUACAGUUAAAUGCAACAAUUUUAUGCAAUUAUCACAGCUAACGAGAGGUGCGACCUUUCAGCACCUCGAACAGCACUCUCAAUCUAAUAUAAAAGGAUGUCUAUAACUGUGUCAGUCAGUAUUUUUAUUUGAAUAACGAACUUGAAAUAAGCAUAAUAAAAAAGCAGUAUAAUGGAGAAAUAUAAGAAUCUUCCGUUAUAUUCAGUAAAUGUGAAAAUUUUUCUGCAACUGGGACUCAUUGGAGCAUCCACCAGGACAAGGCAGAUACUCUUGGCCUUGGUGCCAGUGUUUACCUAUUUGGGCCAGAUUCUGAAUUUAUUUAAGACGUCGGGCGGCGAUAUCGGUGAGACGGGCAUGAAUUUCUACAUGAUGGCGCAACUAACACACUGCUUGGUUAGAUUUCUUAUGGUGGUGCGUAACAAUGAGAGAUUUGUGCAAUUUUUGCAAUGCAUCGACCGCUGGUAUAAAGAUAUUGAGCAAAAUAGCGAUCCUGAAGUAGUCCACAUGCUGCAGGACGUCACCACACACGCUCAGAAGUUGACACGCAUUGGCUUCUACACCGCCACCAUAGGCGCUUUAUGCUCCUAUAUCUAUCCUUUUUCAUUCGAAGAACGUAAAUUCAUACUGGAUAUUCAUUACCUUUUCUUUGACGCCAAACAAUCACCGUUCUACGAAUUCUUCUUUCUUCUACAAGCGUUGGUAUUUGUGCCGACAUUCGUUUUCGUUUAUCUGCCAUUCUCGAAUCUGUUACUUAUCUCACUCAAGUUCGGCGAGGUGAUUUUAAUGGAUCUAUGCGUAAAGUUGAGAAACAUCAGUAAUCAGAAUGAGGUCACCCAGCUGCGACAGUUUAAGGAAUGCAUUUGGUAUCACGAGAGAAUUAUUACUUUUCGCAAUGAUCUCGAGUAUUUGAUUUCAAUCGAUGGAUUCUUCCAUGUUGCGCUCUUUAGUUUGAUGCUCUGUAUGCUGCUUUUCUUUCUCUCAUUGGUACAAGAUUACCGGCAAAUAUUAUCGGCUUUGGCCUUUAUCAGCUUCAACUUUUAUGUUAUCGGCAUAACCUAUUAUUAUGCAAACAAUUUCUCAAAUGAGAGUUUGAAAAUUGCUAACGCCGCCUACGAUACGCCAUGGUAUGAGGGAAAUUCGGAAUUGCGGAAAUGUGUACAAAUUAUGAUUGCCAGAAGCCAAAGGCCAUUGGAACUUAAAUCCGGUGGACUGUAUCCUAUGACCUUGGAGAACUUCCAAGCCAUUUUGCGCAUGUCAUACUCCUACUUUUCGAUGUUGCAAGGCUUCAGUCAGCAGUAACUUGUGAAAAUAUUUGAAUUGGAGUAAAAGCUGUAGCACAGCAUUUGAUAUUAUAUUCUAUUGCGCUUGAGCAUAGAACACUGCUUGCUUUAACAUAUUAAACAUCAAAUUAUAAUUCGCUUAGUAUGGUUCGCUUUGUUCAAUAAAAUUUUUUUGCUAUG
Molecule: messenger RNA, 1897 nt
Organism: Zeugodacus cucurbitae (melon fly)
Lineage: Eukaryota; Metazoa; Arthropoda; Insecta; Diptera; Tephritidae
Product: odorant receptor 49b-like
Exons: 7
Coding region: 609-1736 (375 amino acids)
Biological process (GO): sensory perception of smell; detection of chemical stimulus involved in sensory perception of smell
Cellular component (GO): plasma membrane
Molecular function (GO): olfactory receptor activity; odorant binding
Source: RefSeq, a predicted model, not a curated record